AGUUUGUUGUUUACAAAAUAUUGGAGUUAUCUGUCCUUGAUAGUUCCGUGAACUUACAUUGAAAUAUAGGGUAUGCGAACGGAAUUGUGGGAAGGAAACCAGAAAGACAGAUAAACAGAUAGUCAGGGUAUGCGAACGGAAUUGUGGGAAGGAAACCAGAAAGACAGAUAAACAGAUAGUCAGAAGCCAAUAUGCCAGCGGGACCGAUGUCGGAUGUUCCCCCCGGAUUCACUGGAGAGAGUAAUCCAGAUGUUUUUAACAUCAAUGCGAGACCGAAAGUCACAGAGAAGAAACCUGGUCAACUUCCAGAACAUAUGAUAAAGCAGUUUUUCGAAGAUGGUUACGUGAUUGUAAAGGAUUUCUUUACAAAAGAAGAACUAGAACCAUGUAAAAAAGCUAUUGAACGCUUCGUAGACCUACUGGCUCAGAAGCUGUACGAAUCGGGAAAAAUUAAAGAGUUGUACAGCGAGUACGGAUUUUUUGAACGUUUGACGAAAAUCGAAAAGGACUUUCCAGGAGCUAACAUAGUUUUGCACAAAUAUGGAGUUCUGCCACAGGCAUUUAAAGAACUUUGGACCAGUGAGCGUUUGUUAAACGUUGUGGAGCAGCUGAUUGGUCCAGACAUUGCGGGACACCCGGUCUGGAACCUGCGCACUAAGACACCUCAAAACGAAGCUACUACCGUUCCUUGGCAUCAAGACACUGCUUAUUUAGACCAAGAUUCCUACACAGUUUUACAACCCACAGCAUGGAUUCCUCUUCUAGACGCCAAUGUGGACAAUGGCUGUAUGCAGGUUGCACACAGAGGCCAUAAGACUGGUAAAGUGGCUCGCCAUCAGUGUUGUUAUGGGACGACAUGGUAUGUCAUGCUGGAGGAGGAGGAGAUGGCAAAAACAUUGGAGGUCGAUUUGGAAAAGGACAUUAUUACAUGCCCUGUUCCAUAUGGGGGUAUGCUACUGCUGAAUAAUAUGAUCCCUCACCGAAGUUUGCCCAACAUGUCCAAUAGGAUCCGUUGGAGUAUGGAUCUCCGCUGGCAGAAACCUGAUCAUCCAGCCGGAUUUUACGGAAUGAAGGACCAUCUGCUCUUUCGAACGUCCAAGGAUCCGGACUACAAGAUCGAUUGGACAGGAUUUGAAGGGGAUGACCGCUGGGCUAAACAAAAGGAAUCAGUCAAAGACCUACAAGACUUACUUCCGAAUGUAGAGGACGCCGAUUUUGACACCACUAUUCAGGGUCCGUGGAUGAAGAAAUGGGACCUCGUUCAUCACAACCAACAUACAGCAAAACUUAAUGAUAAAGACCAGACAUCAUGGCAUUCACAGGUCAAGGCUUAGCAUCAUGUGGACAUUGACUUCAGUUUGUGAUAACGUUUGAAGAUAUUGCUUUCUGGCAAUGUCCAUGCGUGAUUCAACCAAAUAUGUACAAGUCUAAUUAUUAUUUUUUUUUUUUUUACAUCAAAUGACAAAAAUGUCAACGGAGCAUAUUAUAUUAUAUAUCCAACAUUUAUUCGUACCAACAUUUUCCAUGUGUAUUCAUAUUUCAUUCAUCAUUCAGUAUUUUUAUGAUGGAGAUGUGAAAAAAGAUAUUGGUUCAUAGAAUGUGAUGAAUUUCGGAAUUAAUUUAUAUACACUGUACAUGUAUAGCAAUGUAUAACAUAUUUUCCUACCAAAA
Molecule: messenger RNA, 1671 nt
Organism: Ostrea edulis (European flat oyster)
Lineage: Eukaryota; Metazoa; Mollusca; Bivalvia; Ostreida; Ostreidae
Exons: 11
Coding region: 192-1334 (380 amino acids)
Source: RefSeq, a predicted model, not a curated record